AUGCAACAUGUUUCAACAUUUGGAAUCAGAUGCCCUGACCACCACUUACCCCUUUAUAUAUAUAUCGAUGACGGCUUCCUAGAUGCUUCCCACCGUCACCAAUUGAUCGAAAAUGGUGAAGGCAGCAGCUGCUGCUGGUCAGUGACGGCGUCUCCGGCGGGCAGGAAUGGCCACUGUCGGCCAAUCCGUCUUCAUCUGAUAAGAGGAACCUGUAAUUUCUUCUAUACCACCAGAUAAGAGAAACCAUCUUUUGAGAAACUAUCUGUUGAGAGGGCCCCAUAUCAUAGCUGUAAAGACUCAAUAUCCGGGCAGGUUGAGCUAACACCCGUUUAUUGAUCCUCAAAAGAGAAAACCAAUUAAGGAGCCUCUUACAAGUGAAGAGUUAUGGUGGAAUUGGAGAAAACCAGAUAAAGAACAAUGGUCCAGGUGGCAGAAGAAACGCGACCUGACGCUGAAACAGUUUGUAAAAUUACUUAUAUACCCUUCAGGUGUUUCUCAAGGCCAUCACGUGAAGCUGUUGAAAAACAUUUUGAAGAAACUGGAGAAGAUGAAAACACACAGCUUAUAGAAAUGUUUUCAUGUCAAACUGCUGCUGAAUAUGGCAUAAUGAUGGGAGCUGAUCAUCGGAUUUCAAGAGAUCCAUUGGCUAUGAGGAUGAGAGAAGAUCAAAGUAAGCAAAUAUGGGGUGGAGAUCCGGUUUAUCCAACAGUGAAUUAUAUGUUUGUAUGUAUACAUUAGAGUAGACCUUUAAUUUCGUUUAAAAUGCACUUCUUAACAUUUCUAACUUCUCUCAUAAGUAAUAGAAACAUUUGACUACUUGUCUAUAUAGCUUUAUUUUCUUGGUUGUAUGGUUGUGAUAUAAAUUUGGCUGAUUUAGUUACGUAUUAAAUAAUGAGCUUGACGG
Lactuca saligna is the source of this 904-nucleotide messenger RNA. The record is from the annotation of a GenBank genome assembly. NCBI's taxonomy places the organism in Eukaryota, Viridiplantae, Streptophyta, Magnoliopsida, Asterales, Asteraceae.